AUGGCGGCAGCAGUGGAGGCCUUCAGCUCUAGCGAUCGUAAGUAUCAUAACACAACCUCAGCUUACGUCCUUCCAAAUGAUUCCGUUGAGCAGAAUCGUCUGGAUGCACAAGCGGCUGCCAUUGUUGAGAUGAUUGGUGGCUUCCCUUGUCUGGCUCCCAUCCACUCCAUGACCAACGUGUCGAAGGUGGUUGACGUUGGGUGUGGUACUGGCGUUGCAACUGUGCAAUUGGCCAGCAUCUUUCCAUCUGCUAAAGUCUACGGCCUCGACAUUUCGGAGGUCCCCGACUCUGCGCAGAAAAUGGCUCCAAAGAACGUUACUUGGGCUGUGGGGAACGUUUUGGACAUCGAAUAUGACAAGCGGGAGAACGACAGUCAGAAACCACGUAACGAUAGUGUGAUGAGCCAUGAAAUCUUUACUCCCGGUGAACUCGACUACAUCUUCGGCCGGAUGCUUUUCCUGGGUAUCAGCGAUUGGGCACGAUACUUUUCCACCACGGCUCGCUCUUUGAGGUCUGGUGGAAUCAUUGAGCACCAAGACCUGGACUGGAAAUUCUACCGUGUGGGCACGUCCGAGUGCCUGAGCGAUAAGUGGGAUUGGCAUAAGCAUGUAGUUUCGGCGGCUGAGAAGUCUGGUCUGUCCACCCAUGCUGGUUCUGGAGCAGCUCCACUUAUGAAAAAGGCCGGCUUGGAAAUUGUCAGCGUUCAGGAGUUUGAGUUCUCAUUCGUCCCGUCGAGCAAGACACCCAACAGCCAAUCUAUGGGCAGAUAUGUGCAGGCGAAACUUAUCCCACAAUACCCUGAACUGCUCCGUAAAAUGCUGGGGGCGGAAGGUAUCACAGGAGAUGAGCUCAGGACAUUGACUGAGACUGCCCUUCGUGACCUUGCGUCUGAGGAGGGUGUGCACCAGAAAUACACUGUUACCAUUGGAAGGAAGUCUUAG
This is a messenger RNA of Bacidia gigantensis, 942 nucleotides long. RefSeq lists its product as uncharacterized. Gene Ontology annotation, molecular function: methyltransferase activity. The transcript is spliced from 2 exons. The record is from RefSeq and is a predicted model, not a curated record. Bases 1 to 942 code for a protein of 313 amino acids. Lineage: Eukaryota; Fungi; Ascomycota; Lecanoromycetes; Lecanorales; Ramalinaceae.